CCCUUUAAACCCCCCAGCCCAGCCAGCGCCCUGUCCUGUCUGUCGGUGUCCCAGGCACAGAAAACUUGCUUCAUUGAGCUCUGAGAAAUCCUACUCUCACCCAGUAUGGCAAACAAAGGCCCCUCCUAUGGCAUGAGCCGGGAAGUGCAGUCUAAGAUUGAGAAGAAAUAUGAUGAUGAGCUAGAGGAACGACUGGUGGAAUGGAUUAUUGUGCAGUGUGGAUCCGAUGUGGGCCGUCCUGACCGAGGGAGACUGGGCUUCCAAGUGUGGCUGAAGAAUGGUGUGAUCCUGAGCAAGCUAGUGAACAGCCUGCACCCUGAGAGUUCCAAGCCAGUGAAGGUACCAGAGAACCCACCCACCAUGGUCUUCAAGCAGAUGGAACAAGUUGCUCAGUUCCUGAAGGCAGCUGAAGAUUAUGGGGUCACCAAGACUGACAUGUUCCAGACUGUUGACCUCUUUGAAGGUAAAGACAUGGCAGCUGUGCAGAGAACUCUGAUGGCACUAGGAAGUCUGGCAGUGACCAAGAAUGAUGGCCAUUACCGUGGAGAUCCCAACUGGUUCAUGAAGAAAGCCCAGGAGCACAAGAGGGAGUUCACAGAUAGCCAGCUCCAAGAAGGCAAGCACGUCAUUGGCCUACAGAUGGGCAGCAACAGGGGAGCCUCCCAGGCUGGCAUGACAGGCUAUGGGCGGCCCCGGCAGAUCAUCAGUUAGAGGGCUAGGGGACCAGCCCCCUCCCUGCCCCUUUCCCUGAAUCCUUGGCCGCAGCAAUCCUGGCUUGCCUGCCUUGCCCCACACCCUGUGCAGUUCCAGCCUUGGCCAAGCUUUGAGGCCCCUCUCCCUCUUAAGGGCAGCUCUCUCUCCACCCCAAAGCAUCUUUCCCUGGCCAAACUCAAAUCCUGUUCCUUAUCUCUACGACCAACUUCUACCACUUCCCCCAAUCUUGAGGGGAAGGCUGGGUUGGGGACAAGUCACUACUCACCCCUCUCCCCAAUUUUGUACAUUGGUAUUUUGGGAGUUAAAAUUUAGGGGAAAAUAUAUUGUCAAUCUUUUCUCA
Molecule: messenger RNA, 1054 nt
Organism: Gracilinanus agilis (Agile Gracile Mouse Opossum)
Lineage: Eukaryota; Metazoa; Chordata; Mammalia; Didelphimorphia; Didelphidae
Gene: TAGLN
Product: transgelin
Exons: 5
Coding region: 106-711 (201 amino acids)
Molecular function (GO): protein binding
Source: RefSeq, a predicted model, not a curated record